AUGUUGUCCCGUUUAAAUGAUUUCCUGACACGCCAUCGUCGAAAAUUCAUUGUUACUGGUGUUGUGGUUGGCGGUUCCAUAUUCCUCUUCAAAUAUGCCCAAAAUAAACUAGUCGAAAUGCAAGAGAAACAGGCCCGUGAAUUUCUAGAGAAAAGUCGUCGCCUUCAACAUUUCGAAUCGACAGAGAAGACAUGCAAUCAGGUGAUAUUGGGUAUGGGCGCCGAACUAAUGCAGGCCAUCAUUAAGGAAUGUUCCACAGAUGAGUUGCUUGAACAAUUGAAACAAAAUCCACCCAACAAAUUGGAAUUGUGGGAAGAAAUGAAAAUACAAUCCUUCACACGACUAACCACAUUUAUAUAUGCCUCCUCAAUGUUGGUGGUGGCCCUAAGGAUACAAUUGAAUUUGUUGGGAGGCUAUCUGUAUCAGGAUACCACAACGACAACGGAUAAGUAUGGCAAGAAGAAACCUGGGAAAAUAAAUGAUGAUCUUAAACAGCAAUAUUUGUCAUUAAUUCGGCAUUUUAUACAAGAAGAUGGCCUUUCGGAAUUGGUGCGUUUGAUACGUGCCAAAGUCAUGGCGGUGAUGCGUCAAUUGCCAUUGACAAAACCCCUUAGCUUGGCCGAUAUCGAACAAUUGUUUUGGUCUCUACAAAUGGCCAUAAACAGUGAUCCCAGUACCGAUCCCUGUUCAAAGAUGGCCAAAUAUUUGUUACCUUCCCAAUUGCCAGACCAUCUCAGUGGCGACAUGGCAUUAAUGCAAAAAAUGUUCAACGAAACGUUGGAUCUUUUGGAAAGCGAUGAAGCCAGUAGUGUUUGUUCCAAUAAUAUUUGUCGAGGUUUUUCCCUGGCCGUUGAUGCCAUGGCCGAGAGUUAUAAACAUACGAUAAGUACAAAUCCAUCGAAUAGUAGUGAAAAGCAACAGCAGCAGCCUCAAGAUUUUAAUGUCAACAGUAUACAAAUUGCUUUGGCCCGUGUUAUACCCAUUGCCAGUACAAUGACAGCAAAGGGUUUUGACAGUGAAACGAGACCACAAAAUUUGGCCACCUCCUUACUGACAUUCUAUGUGAUAUCGGACAAGACAAAGGUGUUGGGUGCCAAUGUCUAUGAAACAUUUUCGUCAACGUAGA
Musca vetustissima is the source of this 1126-nucleotide messenger RNA. It is a transcript of the gene Pex3, whose product is annotated as peroxisomal biogenesis factor 3. Bases 1 to 1125 code for a protein of 374 amino acids. The record is from RefSeq and is a predicted model, not a curated record. The transcript has a single exon. Gene Ontology annotation, molecular function: protein-macromolecule adaptor activity. Lineage: Eukaryota; Metazoa; Arthropoda; Insecta; Diptera; Muscidae. Gene Ontology annotation, biological process: protein import into peroxisome membrane. Gene Ontology annotation, cellular component: peroxisomal membrane.